CACGUGAGUUGGAGGCUUCCAGAAGGCGCAGCGGCGGCCGCGCGUGUCUCUUUCCGUGCCUGUUCCUUGCCGCGGCCUCAGUCUCGUUGCCAACGCCGCUGCCAUGUUGAGCGCCGCGCGGCUCCGCCUGCUCCUUCCCGGGCCAGCACAGGUUAUCUGGAAUGGUUUAUGUCAAGAUAUCCUUAGAGGUGUAACAAGCAGGAAAUAUGCCUCAGAAGCAAUCAAAGGUGCAGUCAUCGGUAUCGAUCUUGGCACAACCAACUCCUGUGUGGCUGUCAUGGAAGGGAAGCAAGCUAAAGUGCUGGAAAACGCUGAAGGCGCCAGGACUACCCCUUCCGUUGUAGCGUUCAGUAAUGACAACGAGCGAUUGGUUGGAAUGCCGGCUAAGCGGCAGGCCGUCACUAACCCUCAGAACACACUCUAUGCCACCAAGCGGUUGAUUGGGCGCCGAUACGAUGAUUCAGAAGUGCAGAAAGAUAUCAAGAACGUUCCUUUCAAAAUCGUCCGUGCUUCAAAUGGCGAUGCCUGGGUGGAAUCUCAUGGAAAGCUGUAUUCCCCGAGCCAGAUUGGUGCCUUCAUAUUGAUGAAGAUGAAGGAAACAGCAGAAAACUACCUGGGGCAUCCAGCAAAAAACGCAGUCAUCACAGUCCCUGCAUAUUUCAAUGAUUCUCAGAGACAGGCCACUAAAGACGCCGGACAGAUUGCCGGUUUGAACGUCUUGAGAGUUAUAAAUGAGCCCACCGCUGCAGCGCUAGCCUACGGUUUAGACAAGGCCGAAGACAAAAUCAUUGCAGUCUAUGACUUGGGUGGUGGCACAUUUGAUAUUUCUAUCUUGGAAAUUCAGAAGGGAGUCUUUGAGGUCAAAUCCACCAAUGGCGACACUUUCUUGGGCGGCGAAGAUUUCGAUCAGGCCUUGUUGCAGCAUAUUGUCAAAGAGUUCAAAAGAGAGACAGGCGUCGACUUGACCAAAGACAACAUGGCUCUCCAGAGAGUGAGGGAAGCAGCAGAAAAGGCAAAAUGUGAACUGUCUUCUUCAGUCCAGACAGACAUCAACUUGCCUUACCUCACCAUGGACGCUUCUGGGCCAAAGCACUUGAACAUGAAGCUGACCCGCUCUCAGUUUGAGGGGAUCGUGGCCGACCUGAUUAAGAGGACGAUCGCCCCUUGCCAAAAAGCCAUGCAAGAUGCGGAAGUCAGCAAGAGCGACAUCGGGGAAGUCAUCUUGGUUGGCGGCAUGACCAGAAUGCCCAAGGUGCAGCAGACCGUGCAGGACAUGUUCGGGCGGGCCCCUAGCAAAGCCGUGAACCCGGAUGAAGCCGUCGCGAUUGGGGCCGCCAUCCAAGGAGGCGUGCUUGCGGGAGACGUGACUGACGUGCUGUUGCUGGAUGUGACGCCUCUUUCCCUGGGAAUUGAGACCCUGGGAGGAGUCUUCACUAAACUUAUCAACAGGAAUACCACUAUUCCCACCAAGAAGAGCCAGGUAUUUUCUACGGCUGCUGACGGACAGACUCAAGUUGAGAUUAAAGUCCACCAGGGUGAGAGAGAGAUGGCCGGGGACAACAAGCUGUUGGGCCAGUUCACUCUGGUUGGGAUCCCCCCAGCUCCCCGGGGCGUUCCUCAGAUCGAGGUGACUUUCGACAUCGACGCCAAUGGAAUCGUUCACGUUUCUGCAAAAGAUAAAGGCACAGGGCGUGAACAGCAAAUUGUGAUCCAGUCUUCUGGUGGCCUCAGCAAAGAUGACAUUGAAAAUAUGGUGAAAAACGCUGAGAAGUACGCUGAAGAAGACAGGCGAAGAAAGGAACGUGUUGAAGCUGUGAAUAUGGCAGAAGGAAUAAUCCAUGAUACAGAAUCCAAGAUGGAAGAAUUCAAAGAUCAGCUCCCUGCUGAUGAGUGCAACAAGCUGCGGGAAGAAAUCGCAAAAAUGCGGGAGCUGCUGGCUCGUAAAGAUAGCGAAACGGGCGAGAACAUUCGGCAGGCGGCGACCACCCUGCAGCAAGCGUCCCUGAAGCUUUUUGAAAUGGCCUACAAAAAGAUGGCAUCAGAGCGGGAAAGUUCCGGAAGCUCUGGGGAUCAGAAAGAAGAAAAGGAAGAAAAACAAUAAUUCAGUCUAGUGCAGACUGGAACAGAAAGAGGAGGCGGGUGUUUUGAAGCUUGGGAGCCAGAGGACCUUCCUGGGCAGAUUUACGUCUUUACUGUGUUUUUGCAGUAUCCUAUAAUACUUUCAUAAAUGUAUACAUUAGUGAUGUGUCUAUUAGUGAAAUCAUCACCUGAUUUGAAAGAGGAAGUUAAUGCAGCGCAGCCCAUCCCCGAGGGCCAGUGCCCUUUUUCAGGUACAUCCACAGGAUUCAACAAGCUCUUUACUCGGUAUGGAGUAAAGCCGUGACUUCAGAAGGCUUGAGAAACGGUGUCCUGAGUUCAGGGGCGGGGCUUUGGAUUCCUGACUGUUUCAAGUUCCACCCUGAGCGAUGGAUCCUCUGUUUUGGGAACGUAUUUCUGUUUUCCGUGGGAAGGGAUUGCAGUAGGGUCUGGAUUCAGCUGUGGGAAGUGGAUGUACACAGUGCUCAGGUCUAGCUUAGUAUCCUUGCACCCAAGGAGGUGGGUCGCUUUAAAGCCGCCGAGGUUUGUAAACGAGGCCACGCUGAAGCGCCACUUACUGCUUGUCUAAGCUUUCUGUUCUAGCGGCUGUCUCAUCUCUUCUUACAGGAAAACAGCUUCCCAAUUAAUAAAAAAUAAUUCUUACUGGA
Sphaerodactylus townsendi is the source of this 2744-nucleotide messenger RNA. It is a transcript of the gene HSPA9, whose product is annotated as heat shock protein family A (Hsp70) member 9. The coding region runs from base 104 to 2101 and encodes 665 amino acids. NCBI's taxonomy places the organism in Eukaryota, Metazoa, Chordata, Lepidosauria, Squamata, Sphaerodactylidae. Gene Ontology annotation, cellular component: cytoplasm; mitochondrion. The transcript has 17 exons. Gene Ontology annotation, biological process: cellular response to unfolded protein; protein refolding. Gene Ontology annotation, molecular function: ATP-dependent protein folding chaperone; misfolded protein binding; ATP hydrolysis activity. The record is from RefSeq and is a predicted model, not a curated record.